AUGCAACGUUAGGAUUUGGUAACGGUUUGCGUUAACCUGAUCACAACAGAAUUGUGUUGUUUGGCCCAACGUUUAUUAUAUUCAGACUGAAAACUGUGAAUCCUGACAACACGCGACUAUUUUUCUACUCGCUGAAAAUGCCUUCGAAGUAUGUGCCACUUGUGAGAGACGCCAUCCGUUUGCUGGAUAAGUUCGUUGCGAGCAGGCAGUGUCUUGACGAUUUUAUAGAAGACAUCUCUAAGGAUCUGCAGAGCCUGGAUCCCCAGCAUAUGAAUUUCAUUCUCGACACAGUUUCUGGGUGUAUUGAGCACAAACCAUUACUUGAUGUUGUUGUCAGCCUCUUUUAUAGGAGUCCAGAAAGCGUGUCCCAAAGUGACUUCAGCAUGUAUCAUAUUGUCUGCUAUCUCACCAUCUGUUUUUUGGAUCAACUGGGACUGAAGUGUUUUGGCAGCAUCGUCCAAUCCCUUGGUGUUCGCAAAGUACAGACAUUCUUACUUUUCUUAUUCUCAAAUCUCACCACACUGGUUCAGGAGAAGUGGAUGGGCAUUUAUGAUGCUGAACAUGUCCAGAAACAGUGGAUAGAGCCUACUCUCAGGUGGCGUCCUGAGAUAAUUGCUCUCCUGGAGCAGCUGGCAGUGAAAGCAUCAUGUGUGAGUCAGCUGAGGAAGGCUCCCACUAAAACCACUGAACCUCAGGAGUUUGCUCUGACCAGACCAAAGCUCAGAGCUUUCCCUGUUCCUGAGAUCAUCCCUGAGCUGGACAAAGUGCGGCUGGUGCCCAGAACCACCUACAAGGUUCCAAAAGAAAUGAAAAUCCUAGAAAAUAUCAAACAUAAUAACCAACAAAAGAAUGAGAGACUGCUGUAUAAGGUCAAUAAUGGCAAACCGUUUGGGUCUAGGAGUCCACACAAGUUCAAACAUUAUCAGAAAGUGGUGUCUGAGAUAGAGGAAAGCUUCAAUUCUAAGCUAAAGUUUAACUCCUUCCAUUCUACACAACUUCCAACUACAACAAAACAGUCCAGCUGGCAUAUUAAGAUGAACAGUGCAGCUAUCUUGAGACAGGGGGCGCUGGUUGAUCGUCAGCUCAAACAGGAGCUUCAAAGAAUGCAGUGUCUUGUGGAAGGGGCACAGGAGCCUUCUGCUUUCCUGCACUGGCAAAAUGAAAUGCGCGAGAAGGACUUGCAGGAACAGUUAGCUAAAGUGGAAUGCAGACGACUAGAAGGUUGCAUUAGCCAUGAAGAGGCAGUCUUGUGCCGCUCCCGUCUUACAGCCCAGAACCAUGCAGCUGCACAGCUCAAGAAAGAGGAGGCAGCAAAGUUGAUGCACAGAUACGCUGUGAAGAGGCUUCAGGAGGAGAAGGAGAUGAAAGAGUUAGUACAACAAGUGUCAGACGGUCACAAGAAUGCCAAAGCUGCUAAAAAAAAGCUGCAUGCAAUGAAACAAAAGAUUGUAAAAGAGGUCUCUGAGGAGAGUCAAGAACACCUGCGCAGAGCAAUGACAGACGCCCAGGCAGAAAUGAUCAGAAAAUGUGACAUUAUUCGUAAAAUUCAUGCUAUUGAAUCUACAUCUCGCCCCAGAAGUUGCAGUUUUAAUGACAGAGGGACUGGAGGCCAUGAGCUGCUGGGAGAGAUGUCUCUGUGUGAGCUCAGAGAGCGGCUGGCUCUUCUGAAGGAGGCCCAGUCGGCAGAGAGGCUACAGCGGCAACAGAACAUCCACCAGCAGAGGGACAGGAGGAAACAAAUGCUCCAACACAAGCUGCACACUAUCCAGCUCCACAAUAAUGCACUAAGACAGGCCACAGCCAGCAGGAAGGAGCAGACAAAGCCGCUCCAGAGUUGUUCACAGAAGGUCACUGUAGAUGAGUCCGUCGUGGCUUUGCAGAAGAGGCUGGAGGAGAAGAAACGGGAACGCAACUCACUCAGGGACGGGGACAAGAGCAGCAGCAGACCAUCUCACACUGGAGGGUCAUUCAGCAGUGGGAGCUGUGAGCCGAGGGACUGGGGGGAACUGGAGCAGAUGUUAGCGCAUCAGAUAGAGAAGCACAGCUCUGUUUCUCUAAUGUGACAUACUAGUUCUACUGGAAGCUUCUAUUGGACAUCAUGGAGACAACUUUGUUUAGGCCUGAGUUAAGACUAGGACUUAUGUUGGUUUAGUCCUGGUUAAUAUUGUAAAGCCUUAAAGAUUUGCAUAAUGGCACUUUUAAAGACUCGUUGUGAUUUGUGUGUUUCAUACCAGUAAAAUAAAUGG
Molecule: messenger RNA, 2246 nt
Organism: Periophthalmus magnuspinnatus
Lineage: Eukaryota; Metazoa; Chordata; Actinopteri; Gobiiformes; Gobiidae
Gene: cfap99
Product: cilia and flagella associated protein 99
Exons: 15
Coding region: 138-2063 (641 amino acids)
Source: RefSeq, a predicted model, not a curated record